AUGGGUCACUCGUACAACAAGGCGGCCAAGGCCACAAACAUCGAAAGUCCCGUGCAAUGGACCGACCAAACCAAACACAAAUAUUGCGGCAAGAUUGACAGCGGCCGGAUUGGCAAGCCCAACAAGGCUCAAAAGUGCGACGCCUGCCUGCAAAUCAAGGCCCACAGAGCGAAGGAAUCCCAAAGAGACACCGACAACCGCCGACAAGACAAGAUUGCCUGGUCCGCUUUUGGCUACGAGUGA
Messenger RNA from Sordaria macrospora k-hell, 243 nucleotides. RefSeq lists its product as uncharacterized. NCBI's taxonomy places the organism in Eukaryota, Fungi, Ascomycota, Sordariomycetes, Sordariales, Sordariaceae. The record is from RefSeq and is a predicted model, not a curated record.